Molecule: messenger RNA, 2677 nt
Organism: Dreissena polymorpha
Lineage: Eukaryota; Metazoa; Mollusca; Bivalvia; Myida; Dreissenidae
Product: receptor-type tyrosine-protein phosphatase epsilon-like
Exons: 5
Coding region: 115-612 (165 amino acids)
Biological process (GO): protein dephosphorylation
Molecular function (GO): protein tyrosine phosphatase activity
Source: RefSeq, a predicted model, not a curated record
AAGCUGCCGACAAGAUUCAUCAUCACACAAGCUCCUCUAGAACACACAUUUGUGGACUUCUGUAGACUGAUAUGUGAAAGGGAAAUUGAGCUUAUUGUUUCCUUUGAUGAUUCAAUGUCUGAGGAAGAAAAAUAUUUUCCAGGCGAAAACGAAACCAAGUCGAUUUCUGGUAUAAGAUUGACUGGUGUAUUUUGUGAACCGACAGACGGAUCAGACUUUUAUACAAGAUCGUUUGACCUUAAUCUUAAUCAAAAGGCACACAGAUUUUCCCAGAUAGUGUACACAGGUUGGUCGCAAACAAUGGCACUCCCCCAGAGUCCUCGAUCAUUUAUGGAUUUGUUGCGCCACGUUCGAAAUGUAACAAGAAGUGAAGCACCUAUCCUAGUCCAAUGCCUUAAUGGCACCGACAAAAGCGGUCUGUUUGUGAUCAUAUGGACGCUUCUGGAACACGUGGACAUUGAUGGUGAGGUUAGCAUACCACGGGUCGUCAGGCACAUGAGGCUGAGGAGAAAACAGAUUUUACCCACCUUCGAGCAGUUCAAGUUUUGUGCAGACUGCAUUGCUCUAGAUGAUGCGAACACAUACGCAAAUUUGCAGAAAAUGUGGUCAUAAAUAUUACAUACAAAUACAAGCAUUUGAUGGAUGAUUCUAUACUGGACACGGAUUAUAUGUCAUUUGUGAGUUCGCGAAUGUUAAAUAUAUUGCACGCCGAGCAAUGAAUACCAUAGCUAUGGAAACAUACAUGUAUGUUUAAUUGUUUAAUGGUUUAGCAAUUUUUGUUAUUGUAUUAUAUGUGCCUUACAUCUGUUUGCUUCGUUAUAUGUGUUCAUUUGUAACAAUUCAGUGUCCACGAAUUAUGUAUUUUUAAUGUUUCAAGUUAAUUUUAUAACUAAUUAAAUAUAUUUACUUGUCAGUUAAUUGUUUUAUAUAAAAAAGCUUACUUAACAAAUUUAACCUCGUGUUGGUAAGAUAACUUAUUGAGUUACGAAAUUUCGAACGGCAUUAACAAUAUACGAUAACAAUCCUCUUUGCUAAAUUUGUAAAACUGAAAGCGUUAUACAUUAAAUAAGCGACAUCAGAAGAAAUAACUAAAUACAAAUUAUAUUCUUCGAACAUUCAGUAAUGAUGACUUCGUCUAGUUUGGAACUGUAAGAUUCUUUUAACGUGAAAACAUAACGAUUUAAAGUAUUGAGUAUUUGACACGACAUUUUAAUAAUUUGAGAUUUGGUUAGUUGUGCAUCAAUUUAGUUAUUUAAGUAUAUGUAUUUUUAGAUAAAGUAACGCCAAAAAGUUAGAAGGUUAAAGCGUUUUCCAACGGUUCACCAUAGAAAUUAACAUUAAAACUUAAAGGUCGCUUAUCGAAAGUAACAACUUUUGUUUUACUUAUAUUGAUUUUUAAUUUGUAUUAAUUACACUAUUUUUCCAUGUAAUUUAAUAGUAUUUGAAUUAUAUGAAAGAACUUCAAAUAUGACUUGAUCAUCAUAGGAUAAUACCAUUUUAUAACCGUGAUCGUUAUGGUACUUUCAAUAUUAGAGUUAAUAUUUUAAAUAAUAACAUUAACGAACAUCAUAGACAGGUUGCUUGAGCAAUGAUCGGCUUAUUUUACGCCAGAGUAUAUAUUUAUGUACUCAGAUGUUUUAUUCUUUAAUGUUACUGCUGAUUUAAAUGAAGAAUACAGUGCUUUACUUGCGAAAACCAAUUUAGAGCUUAUUUAUUUGGACAUAAACGUUUGCCACGGAAUUGAUCGAUGUUUAUUGUCAUAGCAUUAAGCAUAAUCUAAACACAUUAAAAAUAAGUUUAGACUAAUGUUUAAAGCCUUGUUGAUUUUACUUUUAAGUAUAAAUAUACUGUCGACUGCGCAUUUUCCUUAUUUGUAAACAACUUGAAUGUAAAACAUAACUGGUCAUUAUCGGUUUGUUGUGUAUUGAAAUUAUGUUUACGUAAUUUAGUACAUAUUUUAUGAAAGGAAUCAUGUUCUAUUAAGUCAUUAAAAUGAGCAUUUCAUUCAAUUGUAUUGACCCGUAUUUAAAUAAGUUUAUAUAAUGUGUUAGUGUUUUCCAAAAGGUGUUUGAAUGUUUUCUAGAAAUAUUUCCAAUAAUCGCAUUGUUUUUAUACAAAUAUCAUUGUAUGUUGUUCUAUAAUGUAUACAUUUUCGCCUGUUUGUAUUGGAUGUAUUCUUGUUAAAGUGCUUUAUGUGCGUUUAGUAAAUUUCAUUUUGCUGUUGUAUAAGUUUUAUCAAACAUUUAUUUAACGUUUUGAUGCUUUCUGUAUUGUUAAUUAGUUUUAAUACUUUGCCAAUUACAUAAACACUAUUUUCAUAUUGAUAUUGCGUGAAAGUGUCAUUUUGAUUUUUAAAUACUUGUAUAUUUUCAUAUAUUGACACAUACAUUUGUUUUGUUUUGUCAUUAUUAAAUAUUAUAUUGUAUUUGCCUUGAUUUGUUUCGUUUGUGCUGUGUACUUUUAUUAUUGUUUACCGCGAGACAACCAAAAUACAUUGCAACAUGAUCCGAGAAUUUGGUCCUAUCAAGUAUUUAAUGAAAUUCCCAUGAAACGUGUCGUAGUGAAGUCGGUUAAGCUAAGACCUCGUUGCGAGGUGAAAGUGUUAUUACCCACCCUAUAUCGGAUACAACACAAUUUCUUGAAUAUAAUGCUUCUGUAAUAAAAGUAUAUCUUAUGA